CUGCGAUGCGCGUGCUCCUUCGACGGAUCGGCGCCUGCACAAUCAUCAAUUUAUUCGAGAUCUGAUCAAUGUAUACAGUCAUUGUACAUUGUUUGCUCUGCGCCGGCGAGCAUAUUUACGCGUUAUGUUGUGCGACUCUAAUCCCAGUCUGAUUCGCCUGCAGGCUAUUUAUACUCCGCAUGUGCAUCGCUGUGGCUUCAUGACAGCGAAGACCAGGUUUAUGCGCCUCGACAAGGGAAGCGUUGAAGCGCGGAUACAAUAUUUUCCGCGACGCCUUGCGUUUGCCGAUUGCCUGCCGACCGCACCAUGGAUCAGACUCGCCAGCAAAGCAUACAGGUACAGAGGAUUUCAGUGUCGCCAAAGUCCUGUCUAUCGAUCACCUCGGCAGUCCAGGUCCUCCGUUAGAGGGUCUCAUCGGGAGCCACCUCGAUGCUGCCGUCGCAUUUCGAGUGUGGGAAUACAUCGCAUGCCGGUGAUGACAUGGCGCUUCUACGAGACAUCACUCGCCGAAAUUCAAGCCACCGGGCGGUUGUGCAACAUCACAUCGUUGGAAUGCAAGUUUGAAGAAAAGAUUUCCGCUGAGAUUUUCAUCUCUGGCUCUGAGCUGAGUCUACCAUUAUAUCGCAUCCAUAGGACGUGGAUCAUGAAACACACAACGUCCAAUCAUCGAAAAAGAAGUCGAUUGUUCUGAAAAACUCGUAGGUAGGGAAAUCAACGUCCACGCCAGGACCUAGAUCCUGCCCCGGAAACGCCUGAUCCAUCAAAAGCGUCAUGUUUGCAAGGACAGCGUCUGCAACGACCAUGUCUUCAAACAAGAGUAAAGCCCAUAGCGGCGUUUCGACAUUUGGACCCGUUGACCAAACCUUGGUUGUCGGAUAGAA
Messenger RNA from Dissoconium aciculare CBS 342.82, 881 nucleotides. RefSeq lists its product as uncharacterized. Lineage: Eukaryota; Fungi; Ascomycota; Dothideomycetes; Mycosphaerellales; Dissoconiaceae. The transcript has 2 exons. The record is from RefSeq and is a predicted model, not a curated record. The coding region runs from base 125 to 691 and encodes 188 amino acids.